This is a messenger RNA of Amoebophrya sp. A120, 240 nucleotides long. Lineage: Eukaryota; Dinophyceae; Syndiniales; Amoebophryaceae. The record is from the annotation of a GenBank genome assembly.
GCAAGACGCCCGGCCGGGUCUGGAGUUUGACCAAGGCCGAUUCCGGGGGCCUCCCAGAAUCGGCGCAGGACAGGCUCGGUUCAAGAAGGCCGCAGCGGUAGUCAAUUUGCCCGGUCUCUUUGCCACUGCGGUUCAAGGCGCCAGCCAAACCAAACAGGCCCGCAACGAGGUGGCGAAGGGCUUCCAUGAUUUGGCGGUGGAGCUGAAAAAGGUAUAGGCUAGGUAGCAAGGUUCAAACAA